Molecule: messenger RNA, 2216 nt
Organism: Megalobrama amblycephala (Wuchang bream)
Lineage: Eukaryota; Metazoa; Chordata; Actinopteri; Cypriniformes; Xenocyprididae
Exons: 4
Coding region: 200-1237 (345 amino acids)
Cellular component (GO): nucleus
Source: RefSeq, a predicted model, not a curated record
UGAUAAAGGAGUGGUCAGACCCGGUAACUGCACCCACCCGUCUACGCCACGGAGAGCAGGCUAGCAAAUACGCAUGCGCAGCGCAUACGCUGCUUUCUACGAAGUUUCUGGAUAUCUGGGCGCAACGCAAAAUAUUGAUUACAUUUGACCAGUCUGAGACUCCCCCUAAUUGGAGUGAGCGCAUCGUUCUGCUGUAAAGAUGUCGGUGUCUUCGCUCUACCUCAAUCAAGACAACAUGGUGCGCUUCAAGAGGAGAAAAGCACGUUUCUCUUUCAGUGAAGUGCACAUCCUGCUGGACGAAGUGCGAAAGAAUCGUCACAUUGUUGUGGGUAAGUUUAACGCAGGCGUUCCCUCUGAUGUGAAGCGCAGGAAAUGGGCAGAGAUCACGGCGCGUGUUAAUGAGAUUGGAGAGUGUGACAGAGAGAUCAUGGAGGUGAUCAAAAAAUGGUCCGAUCUUAAAUGCGACACAAAGCGCAAACUGGCUGCUCUGCGGACUGGUGCUACAGUGUCCCAGCGAUUGGCACGGUCCAAUAUUGAACUGUCCCCGAUGGAAGUCAUUGUGGAAUCCAUCCUUGAACUGGACAAGAAACCGUGGGAAGCUACACAGCGGUCCAGAUCUCGCAGUCAUGAUGAACAAGAGCCUGUGUGUGAGGAUGAGGAAGAGGAGGAUGGGGGGUUUGUGGGGAUGGGGUCGGUCAACAGUUCCCCGAGCGGAGGAAUGGAUGUGGGAGGAAUCCCUGCUACUACAAGUAGAGCUGGGGGUGCAAGUGAAAUACAGUUACAGUAUGACGGAUCCAAAACUGGAGAUCCUGACUCUGAUGAAGACAACCGUGACCUCUUCCCAUCAUCCUCUAUGGCACCUGCCAGUAACUCUUACUCUGAAGAGGAUGGAAUUGCAACUAGAGGCAAUAUUGGACACGUCUCCUCCACAGCCACCACCUCUACUAAAAGACCCUCGUCUUUCUCAGGGGCGGAGCCAGACAGUUCACGUGAGCAAUUAGCACACAACGCAAGCCUUAGCGUGCAGGAGCAGCACGCCACUAACGCUCUUCUGGGCACGGUCUCCCGCUCGCUUGAGCUUCUUGCAGAGUCAGUGCAGCAGCUAGCAGAGACGCAACAGGAGUUUGCACGCGAAUCAUUGCAGCUACAGAGGGAUACCGUGCAGGUGUUGCGAGAAUUUGCCUCUGGCGCGCUAACGAUACUACACGAAAAGGUCAACGGCAAACCUGCGUUGUGAAAUUUGUGUUUAGCAAUCAAAUCAUGACUAACAAACAUCGCAAAAUGUGACCCGUUGUUGAUAAGAAACUGCAUUCGAACAUUGGUGACCAUCAGAGGGCGCAAUGUCAAGAUGUCAAAAUACUGUGAUUAAGUGCAAGGACAAAGACAAUUAUUUGAAAAGAUGCUUUUGUAGUUUUCAAAAAACUAAUAUGUUAACAUUUGUAUCGUCUCCGUAAAUCAAUAGGGCACACUUAGGGUUUUUGUUUUAGUGAUGACCACUCCAAAAAUGUUAGCUAAAACCAUGCAAAGGGAUUUUGUUUGUGCCUAUAGUAAUAUGAUCUUCCACAACAAAAUAUUACUUCUUUUUUUUUUCAUUCACAACAUCAUCACAUGAAUUGUUGAGAUUAACCUGUUGUGGGGAGAUUCACAGGACCUACUUUAUUACAUGCUUUUAUGCAACAUCUGUCGAUGUGUUAAAGAUAUAUUUCACCCAGAAAUGAAAGUUCUGUCAUCAUUUACUCGCCUUAAUGUUUUUCCAAACCUGCAUGACUUUAUUUGUUCAGCGGAACAUAAAGAUAUAAUGUUGGUAACCAUCACCGUUUUGGUGACCACUGACUUCUAUUUUAUUUGUAGCGAGUUUAUCAUCUGAAUGCUGCUGUAAGGAGUGCGUUUAAUUUACUCACGAACACGUACUUUUCAUAUUUAUUACAGCUCUGUAAGUGAAGAUACUUCUGUAAUAUUAACUAUUAACUUGCAGUCCCAUUUAAUGGUGUUUAAGGACAACUAAAACUUUUCUAAGACCAGUAUACGGUGUAAAAGAAGGCUUCUGAAUCUCAUUAAAAUAGGUCUCAUAUUUUGUCUACUAUGUGUUCAUUGAUUUAAAAAUGUGGGACAAAUGUAAAUUUUCAGGAUAUAAGUUUCUUACGUUAAAGGGUUAGUUCACCCAAAAAUGAAAAUAAUGUCAUUUAUUACCCUCAUGCCGUUCCACACCCGUAAGA